AGCCGCGCCACAGACUCACAGUCCACAUUUCCAGAGAAGACCGACACUCUGUCUCCCACCAACAUUCUCUGUCGAGCUCGGGUAACAAAACAAGCGGAGCCGGACUCGUCCCGCUCUCCGGGAUAUUAGAUUAUCAGAUUAUUCCCAGGACGUGGUUUGCCCUUUAUUCUCCCGGACGUCACCUGACACAUAGAGCUCGCAGGAUAUAUAAGUUAUUUACCGUAGCACAAGCGGAGAUCCUGGAAGAUGGGUUCAGUCCCGGCGAUAUCUGUCCUUAUUUUGGGCAUUGUGGUUCCAGCGCUGGCCGGCUACAUUGAGGCGCUAGCAGCCAAUGCAGGCACAGGGUUUGCCGUGGCAGAGCCACAGGUGGCGAUGUUCUGCGGAAAACUCAACAUGCAUGUCAACAUUCAGACCGGCCGCUGGGAACCCGACCCAUCAGGAACUAAGAGCUGCGUAGGAACCAAAGAGGGUGUGCUGCAGUACUGCCAGGAGAUGUAUCCCGAGCUCCAAAUCACAAACGUGGUGGAAGCCAACCAGCCAAUUCGUAUUGAGAACUGGUGCAAGAAGGAGAAGAAGGUGUGCAAAGGACAUGCCCACAUUGUGGUGCCUUACAAAUGCUUAGUGGGCGAGUUCGUGAGUGACGUGCUUCUGGUUCCAGAGAAGUGCAAGUUCUUCCACAAGGAGCGUAUGGACAUGUGCGUCAGCCAUCAGCAGUGGCACGGCGUGGCCAAAGAGGCCUGUGCAAAGAGCUCCAUGAUGCUGCACAGCUAUGGCAUGCUGCUGCCCUGUGGCAUUGACAAGUUCCAUGGCACCGAGUACGUGUGCUGCCCCGCCUCUCGCGCUGGGGAGUCCGCUCCACCUUCCCUGCCCUCCCAGGAGGACGACGAAGAGGAGGAGGUAGAGGAUGAGGAGAUUGACGAGACCGACCUGGAUGAUGAGGAUGCCGUGGAGGACAGUGAGACGCCAACUGAUGAGCAGCCCACACCAAAGGAGGAGCCAGUGCACGAGGACGAAGACGAGGACGAGGAAGAUGAGGAGGAGUACCACUACGUCUACGAGGACGAAGAGGCAGAUAAGGAGGACGAGUAUGAGAAGAAAGAGAGCAGCAAAAUGUCAGAGAGCUUAGAUGAGGACAAGACUCUGCAGGAAGUCAAAGCGGUGUGCACCCUGGAGGCUGAGACCGGCCCCUGCCGUGCCUCCAUGCCCCGCUGGCACUUCGACAUGAGCCAGAGGAAGUGUGUGCGCUUCAUAUACGGGGGCUGUGCCGGCAACCGCAACAAUUUCGACUCAGAGGAGUACUGCAUGGCCGUGUGCAAGCGCCUGACCAUGCCACCUACUCCUCAGCCCACCGAUGAUGUGGACAUCUACUUUGAGACCCCAGCCGACGACAAGGAGCACAGUCGCUUCCAGAGGGCCAAGGAGCAGCUGGAGAUCAGGCACCGCAACCGCAUGGAGAGGGUAAGAAAAGAGUGGGAAGAGGCUGAUCGCCAGGCUAAGAACCUGCCCAAGGCUGAGAGGCAGACAUUGAUGCAGCACUUCCAAGCCAUGGUGGAGUCCCUGGAGGAGGAGGCAGCCAGCGAGAAGCAGCAGCUGGUGGAGACUCACCUGGCCCGGGUGGAGGCCAUGCUGAAUGACCGACGCCGUCUGGCCCUGGAGAACUACCUGGCUGCCCUGCAGGCUGACCCCCCCAGGCCCCACCGCAUCCUGCAAGCUCUGAGAAGGUACGUCCGUGCCGAGAACAAGGACCGCCAGCACACCAUCCGCCACUACCAGCACGUCCUGGCUGUGGAUCCUGAGAAGGCUGCUCAGAUGAAGUCACAGGUGAUGACCCACCUGCGUGUGAUCGAAGAGAGGAUGAACCAGAGUCUGUCACUGCUCUACAAAGUACCUUAUGUGGCCGAAGAGAUUCAAGAUGAAAUUGACGAGUUACUCCAGGAGCAGAAAGCUGACAUGGACCAGUUCCUGUCGUCUAUCUCUGAAUCACAGCCAGAUGUCACCGUGUCGUCAGAGGAGAGUGUAGAAGUCCCUGUGUCUGAGGGCAAACCCUACCGGCCUUUCCAGGUCACAUCCUUGGGGUCCCGUACAGAGCCAGAGGGCGAUCUAUCAGACUCCCCACGUGCCUUCAAGAAAGGCUCCGCCAUGUCUGGUUUAGAUGGUCUGAUAGGGGCCGAGGAGAGAAUCAUCAACAGCAAACCCAAGAUCAGCGACAAUGUGGUGAUUGAUGAGUCUCUGGAUGUUAAAGAAGUGGUUUACAGUGCAGAGAGAGUCAGCGUUAUGCAUGAUGAUGAGCUGGAGACCUACCGCCCCCUGGGAGAGGACUUCAGCUUCGGGAGCAGUGCACUGAUUGGCUUGCUGGUGAUCGCGGUGGCCAUAGCAACUGUGAUUGUGAUCAGUCUGGUGCUUUUGAGGAAGAGGCAAUACGGCACCAUCAGUCAUGGCAUCGUGGAGGUUGACCCCAUGCUGACACCAGAGGAACGCCACCUCAGCAAGAUGCAGAACCAUGGCUACGAAAACCCCACCUACAAAUACCUGGAGCAGAUGCAGAUCUAACCAGAGCCUACAGGGGGCGCUGUGGAGUCUGACAGAGGACAGCAACCAAGGGGAAACAUACUACUGACCAAUAACAUAUGCUAUUGUUAAAAUCAUUUGCAUACAUCCAAACUCCAUUUACUGGUUUGUUCAAAACAAUCCUUAAAUAAUGCUACUACUUCUACUACUGCUACUAUUGUACUAUAGAGCUCUUUUUGAUCAUGUUUCUUUUGAAAAGGUGAUGUAUCUGCCAUUUUGCAUUAUGGAAAAUGUGAUUCUGCAGAUUUCUCUGUAAUUAUCAAUACAGCUAUCUCAGAUCAAGAUGUAUAACAUUUCUUCAGACAUUUUCUUUUUAUUUUUUUUGAAAGUGCAAGGCAAAUCAAGCAAAAUUUAAAUGUCUUUGAGUGGCCAUCAUCGAACCGGCAUACCUGACUACACUUCACUUUUCCAUCAUCCAAGUGUCACUCAUGCAGUUUCUGAUGGUUUCCUCAAAAAGAAUUGGUGUUUUAUUUUGUUCUUUUUCCUCUCAAUAGAUUGCUUGUAUAUGAAGGUUAUUUGUACCAAUUAAAAUGUAUAGUGAAACAACAAAUGAGAAAAAAAUGAAAUCAUGGAUUAUUUACUUUUUGUUCUUUGUUAUGAUAACAGACAAAAUAUACAUAUACAGUUUAAAUAUAUAUAAGAAUAGAUGUUUUUAUUCCACCUUUUUUUCCCAGGGAAGAGGUUAUGAGUCAGCUUAAGGUUCUUAGCUUAGUGGUCAUGAGUUGUGUUUGCAAGCACACUGUCAGAAAAAGUCGGGAAGGUGAAGGUGUGCACAGACCCCCAGCUCAAACACAUUACACAAAACCUGUUCUGAACCCUUACUUACAAGGUGAAUGUGAUAAUAUAUCCCCUCCUACACACACAAACACAACUUUUUAUCAAUAGGGAAACAGCAUAAAUCAAUAGAUUAAAUAUACCUAUUGACAUGUGUUACAUAGUUGAAUGUAUCAUGGAAGCUUUUUUUCCAUACUAUGUACCUGACAGGUUCCUAUGUGGCUUUGAUUUUAAUGCACUGUCACAAACAUUGUGACAGGGGUGAUGACACGCUACAAACUGACAAACAAGUGAAGUUUCGUGUUUGUUUUUUUUGUUUUGUUUGUAUUUAUUGUUUUUUUGCACAAAUUAUCUGAAGCAAAAACCGAGUACCAUAAACUUUGAAACAAAUUUUGGGGAUGAUGUAACACACGCUUUUGGAGCAACUGUUGGCUUUGCUGGUCAUAAAGCAUAGAACAGUUUGAUAAAGCAAAUCAGGGCCGGCACAGAGGCACCAACAUAAGCAGCUGCUUCGGGCCCAUCUGCCAUCAGGGGCCCCCGAUUUGAAGUGAAAAUGUACAAAUUUUAGGGGUGUUUUAUUUAUUUCUUGGAUCACAACAAAUGCCAAAAAAUUAAUUUUUUUUCUUAAUCUGAAUAUACCAAAUUGGGGUAUUGUAAGGAAUAAUUUUGGUGGGUUUUAAAACUUUUUUUUUAGGAUAUGGGGAAACCAUAACAAAUUUUGUAAUCUGGAUUUUGGGAUUUGGGUACCUGCAAAGGCUUAGGCCGGCCCUGGAUCAAAGCCAAUUGAAGACAACUUGGAGCUGGAGGGCUGUGCAGGCAGACAGAGACACACAGAAAGACAAGGCUUGGAGAGCUGGUUUCUGAGAAAAAAAAAAGAAGCUAACUUAUGUAUUUUUACAGGUAGAGAAUGACACAAACAAGUAAACUGAAUCCUUGAAUCCUCUUUUCUCUCUCUCUCUCUCUCUCUCUUAGUAUUGUCUUUGUAUGCCUGUAUAGUUGAUGUUGCAAUCAUGGCUUUUUUCCGGAGGAUUACCUGUGGUGUGCAUUGUUCUUAUAUGAAAUGAUAUGAUAUAUAUUUUUAAGUUUGUUUUCUUUGUUUUCUAUUUUUUUUUCCUCUUCCUGUGACAGUAUCUCUGUAUGUGACUGUCUCACUAUGCACCCAAACGGCUUCAAUCUUGUAACUGCCUGCUUGAUUGUGGGAAGGGACUGGGAACUAAUAUAAUAUGCAUAUUAGUGAUUUGAAAAAAAUUGAUUGACACAAAAGGAAACAGAUUUAUGGUUACAGGGGGGAUACACAUCAAUAAACUCACAACUUCCAUA
Messenger RNA from Epinephelus lanceolatus (giant grouper), 4662 nucleotides. It is a transcript of the gene aplp2, whose product is annotated as amyloid beta (A4) precursor-like protein 2. The record is from RefSeq and is a predicted model, not a curated record. NCBI's taxonomy places the organism in Eukaryota, Metazoa, Chordata, Actinopteri, Perciformes, Serranidae. Gene Ontology annotation, molecular function: heparin binding; transition metal ion binding; serine-type endopeptidase inhibitor activity. Gene Ontology annotation, biological process: central nervous system development; axonogenesis. Gene Ontology annotation, cellular component: membrane.